This is a messenger RNA of Rhipicephalus sanguineus (brown dog tick), 5253 nucleotides long. RefSeq lists its product as uncharacterized. Gene Ontology annotation, biological process: siRNA processing. The record is from RefSeq and is a predicted model, not a curated record. Gene Ontology annotation, cellular component: nuclear RNA-directed RNA polymerase complex. Bases 1 to 5253 code for a protein of 1750 amino acids. NCBI's taxonomy places the organism in Eukaryota, Metazoa, Arthropoda, Arachnida, Ixodida, Ixodidae. Gene Ontology annotation, molecular function: RNA-directed RNA polymerase activity. The transcript has 21 exons.
AUGCCUCGGACAUCGCUCAACGCCGGUCAGCUGCCGGCCGGUGUGCCGCCCUCGCGUAGGCCGCCCCUGCUGCCUACGCCCACGUUGCCGAAGGCUCCACAACGCGAGCAAUUGGCGAACAGCAAGGAGUUACCAGUGAGGAUUCUAUGCUUAGAUUCCGGCCGGGGUCCUCCCACUGCGCCCCAGCUGCGCCGACUGCUGGGCUUCCCCGGCGUGGUGGACCGCGUGGUGCCCGGAGACCGCUGUGAGGUUGCUGUAUAUGAGAACCCAGUUUCGGAGGUGUAUGUGACCCUGCAGCUGGAGAGGCCGCCAAAGGACACAUUCAUGCAGAUGGUCGUGAAAUGGUGUGAUUGGGAAAUAGUAGAGCAUGUCCUCGGCGGCGGCGUGGACCGCAAGUGCGAUCCACCCGAGUGGUGGCUCGCAUCAGAAGAGCUUGAAGAAAGAUGCAGUCCGUACGACGCUGUGGUUGCCAUGGAGCACAAAGACGUACCUGUGGAAGCUUUCGCGCUGGGGUGCCUACUGGGCUACAACACUUUUAUUGCUCACUUCGACAGCGCGCGAACUGCUCCCCCGGGUGCCAAGACAUCUUCAAAGAAGAAACCGUCUGGCCCACGCAUAUUAACCAAGUUCAGCAAGUGGAAGAAAGCGGAGUCAGGCUCAAGGUCUGGCUGUGGGUUGGGUGAAGGAGAUCCGCCCAUUCCUUGUCGCAAAGUGUCCUGUGAAGCAAGAAGGCUUUCUUCAAGGAGAGCGUCGGCGAACUCGGAAAAAGCUCCUCCGCCACAGCCUCCCCAGGAGGAGGAAUCGCUUGCAAACUCGACUUCGACUUCCGAAGAACCCAGCUCGUCGGCACCUCCGGCACAGCCCACGGAGAGGGAAUCCACCCAGGGGUCGCCGGCCGCUACGACUGCUGAGCACACAACUCCCGAAUCUCAAACGCAGCAACCCGCGACGACUUCAACGGCACCCGACUCUUCGGCAACUGCAGCGGACACGACGGCGCGUUCUGCACCCUCGUCUCUGUUCCCGGCAGAUCCACCAUUGCAUGAUUCUACGUCUCAACCGAAGUCAAACGCUGCGGCGGGGCAGCGGAAGCCGUCCGCCUGGCAGGGCUGGCGGACUCCCGUGGUGGUUCCCGUCCCGGAGCCGCCGCCUGAGCCCUUUAGGCCUGGCCCGCAGCCUGCCAUCAUUCAGAUUCCGACGCCGAAGAAAGAGCCGAAGGGCAAGUGGGCCGCAUUGUUCACGCCCAGUGAGACGGAAGAGGGCGCCCAAACCUCGAGCCCAGCGGCCCCAUCAUCAUCAUCCCCUACCGCACUUCCUCUUGGCUCCCAGCAAUCUGCUUCCAGCACCAAUUCAACGGGUGGCUCGCUUCCUGAUGCCUCGAAUGCGCCCCCAAGCAAAACUUCGACCUCCAGUUCACCGCCUUCGUCACCAAAAAAAUCGGCGGCGUCUACCCGUUCAGGUGAAGGUUUCAAGGUUACCCAAAUCACAGUUCAUUUUGAGCACUGUAUUAGUGCUCUCAACCUGUACUUUGUGGACAAGCAAGGCUCCACCUACACCUUGUAUCGACUUGUGGUACGAUACGCAACUAUUUGCCGUAUCGUACUUUGCAAGAAGUCGUCGACGGCUACCACGGCAUACUUGCAUCUUUUGCACACGCCGCUGCUCUACAAGUUGUGCGCUGGCAACAGCGCCACGAGCCACUGUCACCGUGAGGGCGACUACAUACCCCAGUUCAACCUGUCCGACACCACGCCAUGGGACCGGGCCGUUGAAUUCGGCGAAGGCCCAUUCAAGUGCGGCCCCGACGUGCUGGGCAAGAGCCGCGUCCUGCGGUUGCAGCUCGACGGGCCCCGCCACUGGGAGCCUCUGUGCAACCUCAUCCAGCGCACACGCCACGGCGCGCAGGUCUUCUACACUGCCGUCCGUGAGCUGCACGCGCGCGAUCUGAAGGCGGUGCCCAGGCCUAGUGUGCCCGACUACGGCGUCACCUACGCUCUGCUCAGCGUCUGGUCGGAAAGCUUUCAGGUCGCAGACGAGCUCGCGAUGAACCCCGACAGUGCCAAAGAAGUCCAGCGCAACUUGACGCAGCGUGUUCAGGAAUGUCCCCGUGCGCUGGAGGAAGCGCUUUUCGAGCUUUACUUCUCCAUCAGCCAGGGAAGGGUGUUCCGGUUCAGCAGCGCGCUGAAUCGCCUCUACAAUCGGUACCGGGGCCACCGGCUGCGCAACGACGCCUUCACUGGCUCAGUGAUUGCCCAGGAGCUUCCCGAUCACAUGGUCAAAGUGCGCAAGGUGAUCCUGACGCCCACCCGACGCGUCUACUUGCCCCCGCAGUUGGUGUGCAAGAGCCGGCUGCUGCAGCACUUCGACACCGAGUUCGCGCUGCGCAUCGUGGUGCGUGACGACGACUGCAAGCUGGUGUCUUUCUCGCUCGGAGCGUGCAAGGACGACUUCCUUAGCGCGGUCAUCAAGCCUCCACUGACACACGGCCUGAAGAUUGGUGGACGGCAUUUCGUGUUCCUGGGAUGCUCGACCAGUCAGCUGCGAAGCCACGGUGUCUGGUUCUACGCUCGUGACAAGGAGGGCCGCACCGCCGAGUCGAUACGCGCGGGUAUCGGCGAUCUGUCGGCCAUCCACAGCGUGCCCAAGUUCAUGGCACGUCUUGGGCAGGCCUUCUCCCAGUCACUGGGCUUCCUUACCGUGCCGCGCCAGUACACGACCAUCGAGCCGGACAUCCGGAAAACAAUAACGAUUCGCAGGUCCGGAGAUACCGUGGAGCGCGAGUACGUGUUCAGCGAUGGCAUCGGGCGCAUCUCGCACGUCCUGCUGCGCAAGGUACACCGUGCUCUCGAGCUUGAAGAAGGCGAGGAACCCUGCGCCGUGCAGAUUCGGUACGGCGGCUGCAAGGGCAUGCUGCUUCUCGAUCCCACGCUGGCCGGGAAACGGAUCAUCUUUCGUCAGAGCAUGUGCAAGUUCUCCUCGGAACAUGAAGACCUCUAUGUGCUGAAGACCAGCAAGCCGCGUGUGCUGUACCUGAACCGGCCCAUGAUCACCAUUCUUGAACAGAGCGGCAUCAAGGCGAAGGUGUUUCUCACACUACAAAACCGCAUCCUGGACUCCUUCAUCGACAGCAUGCUCGACCCUCACGAAGCCGCUCAGGUCCUGUGCACGUACUGUGCCAUGCGGCUUCCGUACAAGGAACUCGCAGGUGUUGGCGUCGACCUCACCGUGGAGCCAUUCUUUCGGGCGUUAGUCCGAGCUGUCAACAAAAAGGUCCUCAAGGAGCUGAAGACGAAAGCGCGCAUCCUGAUUCCACCUGCCUCCGGUCGCACCAUGUUCGGCGUGCUGGACGAAACGGGCACACUCGAGUACGGCCAGGUGUUUGUCCAGUACUCGAACGAUAUGCUGCGAUACAAGGCCAACGACCCUGCGACUAUCCUGGAAGGUGACGUUAUUGUGACGAAGAACCCGUGUAUGCAUCCCGGUGACAUCCGUAAGCUGACCGCUGUGAACGUGCCACAGCUGCACCACGUGCGCGACUGCAUUGUCUUUCCGGCCAAGGGAGACCGACCGCAUCCAGACGAGAUGGCGGGCUCUGACCUCGAUGGCGACGAGUACUCCGUGUUGUGGUAUGAUGAACUCAUUUUCAAGACCAACUGCAAUCCAAUGAGCUACUACAGCGAUCCACCACGUCAACAGAAAACACCAAUUGAGAUUGAUCUCGCGUUCAAUCAAAACAACAUCGUCCAACAGGUGCAAGACAUGAUCGACUUCUUCUGCCAGUACAUCAAGGGCGACAAGAUCGGCCUCAUAGCGAACGCGCACCUCGUGUGGGCGGACUUGCUGGACGCCGGCAUCAAUUCGCGUCGCUGCCGCGAUCUGGCCCGGAAGUGCGCUGUCAACCUGGACUUCGCAAAAUGCGGCGACCUGAAGGGGUUUCAGAACUCUGAGAAACCGCCCAUGUACCCUGACUUCAUGGAGAAGCAGGACACGAAGAACACGUACUGCUCGCGGAAGGUCCUGGGCCAGCUGUACAGGAACUGCAAGAAGGUUGAGCUGAGCACCGAGUGCCUGGACGUAGUAGAGGACACCCUACCAGACCCGCGGUUGCUGCUGGAAGGACGAGAAGCUUUCUUGGACGAAGCCAAAAGUGCCUACCGAAGGUACGCGAUGAAGAUACGGGCGCUGCUGAAGUCGUACCGCAUCGAGAGUGAGAGCGAAGCCCUCUCCGGUGCGGUGUCCAAGUUCAGCAAGUACGUGAAAGAAAAGAAUGACCCCACGGACGUGGCCAUGGUGCUGGAGAGCCAGGUCGAGCACGUGAUACGCAGAACGCGUGAAGAAUUCUCCUCUCAGACUGUCAGCGAGCUGCAGGAGAACUUGAAGGCCUCGGCGUGGUACCAGGUAACGUACGAGCUGCAAGCGUCAGAGGGAGGCAUCCAGAGCUUUCCGUGGGUCGUGUCUGACGUGCUCAUGCGCAUCCUGGUCGACGCCAGCCAGUCAGCAUGCGGCGCCGCGCCACCCUCGAGAAACAGCUUCACCCAGCGGCUCGGCGCCCUUCUGCUCGAUAGAACGCCGGCCCGCAGCGAUGGUCAGGGUUCAGGGAACCCAAGAGACGAGGCUCGACUUCUCAACAAUCUGCUGAAGCUGAUGUACGACUGGAUAGACUCCAAUCGUGAGUUCCUCUUCGUCAAAGAGCCACAGGAGGUCGGGGUCUACAAGAACAUCAUGCGGGACGCCUGCGUCAAGGUGUCCCGUUCCCUGUCCCGAGAUAUGCAGCCGCACAAGCUGGUCAUUCUGUGCCUGCGUUUCGCCUGUGCUUGGUGCCUCAAGAUCUUUCAAGGCGGCAGCGACGGAGAGGUCAUCUCGAGGGAAUGCAGGCGCCGCUACCGGCUCGGCCAUCUGGCGCUCAUCACUCUGAACCGUCUUUCCAUGUCCGGAAACCUCGCCUACCUGCGCCGAGCUCCGGAAGGAAACGUGUCCACCGAGUUGGUCAGGAUUUACAUCGACAGGGCCGAUGAGGAGUUCUUCACAAUAAUCCGCCGCUACGAGGACAUCUUCACGGUCAUCAUGACGGACUGGUCGGGCGUUGACACCAUCCAGUGCCACAUCAAGACUGACCGGAUGGACGAGUGGUUCCUUCAGCUCAUGGUCACUGGGAGCCGCUGGGCACUGGAGCGUCUCAAGGACAUCGUCGUGUACCCGUCGUUCCGCGAGGUGCUCUCGCUGGUCUUCAAGCGCCAGAUAUCUCAGCCCUGA